AUGCUCGGGGCCUAUACCCCGACUCCGCUCAAAAAGGUGCACUACGGCCCUAAAUCGCUAGUGACCCAGCUCUUGCCUUCUAUCCGGUUCCUCCUCGCCCAAGCUCAGAACCAGGCUCGGAACAGCGAAGAUGGCGAGGACGUAAAAGAAGAGGAUGUUAAAGGGAAAGUCAUGAUCAUCACCGGGAGGAGUCUGAUGGAGAAGACGCCGGUGAUCAAGGAUGUGGAAAAGGUCUUGAUGAAAGCCGGGUUUUAUGGGUUGACUUUUUCGGAUAUCGCUCAACAUGCUCCUAUCAAGGACAUUCAACGAGCCAAACAACUCGCCCUAGAUAACGAGAUCGACCUGCUCCUCUCCAUCGGCGGCGGUUCCCCUAUUGAUAGCACGAAAGCCAUCUCCUACUUUGUACGAGAAGCGAAAGGUGGGAAGGGAGCGUUCUUGCCUCAUAUUGCGGUGCCGACCACGUUGAGCGUGGCGGAGACUACUCAGAACGCCGGGUACACCUCGGAAGAAGGCAAGAAAGUCGGCGUGAACAACCCUUCCCUCCCCCCUUCAAUUAUCAUCUACGACCCCCUCCUUACCCUCUACACCCCUUUACACCUCCUCAUCUCCACUGGUGUCCGCGCACUGGACCACGCCGUAGAAACCCUUUAUCGUCCGAAAGUCCCCAAGGGGGUCAAGGAUAUGGCUCUGUGGAGCAUUAGAGGGUUGAUGCAAGGUCUGAGGGAGUGUAAUGAGCUCGAGGGGAAGAGGGAGAAGAAGGGGGUAUUGGGGGAGGAGGAGGUCAGGGUUAGGACGAGGUUGAUGGUGGAUGCUUGGGAGGCGUUGUGGCCGUUGUCGAGCGUAGGAGCUUUGGGACUGUCACAUGCUUUGGGACACGCCCUCGGAGCGACCUACUCGGUCCCGCACGGCAUGUGUUCAUGCUUGACCCUAGCCACUUCCGUCCGACACCUCUCGGCCAAAUUGUCAGGUGACAACCUCGACUACCUUGCCAUGGCCAUCGCUUUCGUCCCCUCCCGAUUCCUGCCCAAAGGCAAGAACAAAAAGUACACGAUCGAGGAUGUCCAAGGCAUGUCCGCGGAAGAGAAACGAGAGGUUGCCAAGACGGUGGGCGAGUCCAUCGAGGUGUUCCUCAAGACGGUCGACAUGGAGACCAAAUUGAGCGAAUGGGAAGUGCCGAAAGAGGAUUUGGGACCGAUCGGGGAAAAGAUC
Molecule: messenger RNA, 1209 nt
Organism: Filobasidium floriforme
Lineage: Eukaryota; Fungi; Basidiomycota; Tremellomycetes; Filobasidiales; Filobasidiaceae
Exons: 5
Cellular component (GO): mitochondrion
Molecular function (GO): metal ion binding; alcohol dehydrogenase (NAD+) activity
Source: RefSeq, a predicted model, not a curated record